GGGACAGGGCGGUCCCUUUAAGAGUUCUGCCGUUUAAAAGGGAAACGAAAGAUAUUACGUCAAAAGUCGAUAUCGACUAAAGGUGAACGAGGAUUUUUUUUUUUAGCUCUUCAAACAAAUGACAGACUCUAAACUCUUUGACCGUUGGAUACGCUGCUCGUAGCUUCACGAAUUUUCUACGGCUAACGUUUAGCCGAGAGCACAUUUCCGGGUUGUGAAUAUUGUUUUUUUAAACUAACUUUUGUGAGUAUUUAACCUCCGUGCCGUGUGUGUGCGCACGCGUUUUUUUUAUUUUUUAUUUUUUGUCUACAAUCAAGCUGCUCUACAAGGAUGUCACGUGGAGCAUCGCAGUCAAGAUGUCAACCUCCUCCUCCUCCUCCACCUCCAAUGGACAAGAGAAGCCCAAACCUAAAUCUCCUUUUCGUAAGAGAGGGAGUCUUCAGAGCAACAUCGGCUCUGAUCCGUGUGCCGUAUCCGGAGCUAAGCCCCUCAAACCCCAGCGUUCCCUGCCAGGAACACCUGUUUCUCUCACGCAGUAUCCACCGGACCUGAGAGCAUCCAUGGAGGAGAAGUUCAAAGAGAUCGCGGAGGAGCUGUUCACUCGCAGCAUGACGGAGAGCGAGAUGCGCAGCGCUCCGUACGAGUUCCCGGAGGACAGUCCCAUCGAACAGCUGGAGGAGAGACGACACCGGCUGGAGAGACAAAUCAGCCAGGACAUCAAGCUUGAACCGGAGAUCUUGCUGCGCGCCAAGCAGGACUUCAUGAAAAUCGACAGUGUGACAGACCUAGAGAUAAUGAAGGACAGCGGGGUGGACGAUGUUGACAUGGCCAUGAAGGAGAGAGAAAUACCCAUGGAGCGGGAAUAUCAGCGGGUGUCCAUAUCUGGAGAGGAGAAGUGUGGGGUGCCGUUCACCGACCUGUUGGACGCCGCCAAGUGCGUGGUGAAGGCCCUGUUCAUCCGGGAGAAGUACAUCAACAGAUCCAUGCAGAACUUCUGUAAGACCACGGCCCAGGCCUUACAGGAGCUGGGGAUGAGGAACAUGGACCUGGGCGUCUACGACGACCACCAGGACACCCCCGUAGAUGCUGAUGCUCCUUUUCACCCGCCUGUUUCAGAGACACAUCCCUACGACAACAUGGACCCACAGAGCAUGCCCACGGACUCAGGAUACGGGUGCAAGAUGGUGGACGGAGUUGUCCACGUCUAUGUCAACAAAGACAACAUGGACAAAAGUGCGGAGGUGGACCUGCCGUAUCCAGAUCUGAAGGAAUACAUCGCCGACAUGAAUGUGAUGAUGUCUUUGAUCAUCAACGGACCAGUGAAGUCUUUCUGCUACCGCCGUCUCCAGUACCUGAGCUCCAAGUUCCAGAUGCACAUUCUCCUGAAUGAGAUGAAGGAGCUGGCAGCUCAGAAGAAGGUUCCUCACAGAGACUUCUACAACAUACGGAAGGUGGACACACAUAUACAUGCAUCAUCCUGCAUGAACCAGAAGCACCUGCUGAGGUUCAUCAAGAGAGCCAUGAAGAAGUACCCGGAGGAGAUCGUCCACAUCGAGAACGGUCGAGGUCAGACCCUCAAAGAGGUCUUUGAGACCAUGAACCUGACGGCGUACGACCUGAGCGUCGACACCCUGGACAUGCAUGCGGACCGCAACACGUUCCACCGCUUUGACAAGUUCAACUCCAAAUACAACCCAAUCGGAGAAUCCAUUCUCAGAGAGAUUUUCAUCAAGACCGACAACUGCAUUAACGGAAAAUACUUUGCACAUAUAGUCAAGGAGGUGAUGUUUGACCUGGAGGAGAGCAAGUACCAGAACUCCGAGCUACGUCUGUCCAUCUACGGUCGGUGCAGAGACGAAUGGGACAAGCUGGCCCAGUGGGCCGUCCAUCACCGGGUCUACUCCAACAAUGUGCGCUGGCUCAUCCAGGUGCCUCGACUGUUUGACGUGUACCACACCAAGAAGCAGCUGGCCAACUUCCAGGAGAUGUUGGAGAACAUCUUCCUGCCUCUGUUUGAAGUCACCAUCGACCCCCGCAGUCACCCCGAGCUCCACCUCUUCUUAGAACACGUGGUGGGCUUCGACAGCGUGGACGACGAGUCCAAACCUGAGCAACACAUCUUCAACCUGGACAGUCCGCUGCCGGCCGACUGGACAGAGGAGAACAACCCCCCCUACUCCUACUACCUGUACUACACCUACGCCAACAUGACUGUGCUGAACCACCUGAGAAGACGACGAGGUUUUCAUACCUUCGUCCUGCGACCUCACUGCGGGGAGGCGGGGCCAAUCCACCACCUGGUGUCAGGUUUCAUCCUGUCGGAGAACAUCUCUCACGGACUGCUGCUCAGAAAGGCUCCAGUACUGCAGUAUCUGUACUACUUGGCCCAAAUUGGCAUCGCCAUGUCUCCGCUGAGUAACAACAGCCUGUUCCUCAGUUACCACCGUAACCCCCUGCCGGAGUAUCUGUCCAGAGGUCUGAUAGUGUCUCUGUCCACUGAUGACCCUCUUCAGUUCCACUUCACUAAGGAGCCCCUGAUGGAGGAGUACAGCAUUGCCACUCAGGUGUGGAAACUGAGCUCCUGUGACAUGUGUGAGUUGGCACGAAACAGUGUCCUCAUGAGUGGAUUUUCACACAAGUCAUCUUCUUCACACUGUUUCCAGGUCAAAGGUUAUUGGCUCGGCCCCUGUUAUGUCAAAGAUGGUCCCGAGAGCAACGACAUCAGUCGCACCAACGUCCCCGACAUCCGCGUCGCCUACCGCAGCGAGACGCUCAUCGAUGAGCUCCACCUGAUCACGCACGCCGUUCGCACCGAUGAGCUGGACACGAUCAACGAGGAGGAGGACGCCCUGUCCAUGGGCCCGCUGCCUGGGGGGCGCUGAACGCCCUGUGGUCCGGACGGUGGGACGCUGGAGUGACGGUGUGUGUGUGUGUGUGUGUGUGAGAGAGAGAGAGAGAGAGAGAGAGAGAGUUUAUAUGUACUGUUCAUCACAUCACCAUAAGAGAAGCCAAGGAUCCAGUGCUGUCUGCACUCACUCGCUCACUCACUCGCUCACUCACUCACUCUCUCACUCUCUCACUAAUGUUUUUCCUUUGCACUAAAUAUAUAUUUGUUUAGUUUUUGUCAGUAUGAGAAGGUGUUUACCAGGAAACGACCAGUGCUGCUUUGUUUUUGUUUUUUUCUGGAUAAGACAUACAGUACCACAGUUCACCAUUAGAGGUCAGUGUUUACCAGAGAUGUAACGAUGCAUCGCAAAUCGAUUACAAUACAGCGUGACAAUUCGCAUCGGUUGAAAAAAAAAUCUCAAAAAGUCACUGGUCAGACCAUGACACUACACACUCUAGUACAGUAGGUGGCGGUGUGCGCCUAAAAACGUUGGUUAUGACCCGCUGUUUACAGUGUUCCUGUAAAGAAAGGAACUCUUUCCAGUCCCAGGUCCACGGAACCAUUUCAGUUUUUACAAAUAAAGGAUCGUUUGAUUUGGUCAGAAUUUAUCUGGAGCUCAUUUUGUCAAAAAAAAAAUGGCAAUGUGACAAAAAGUUGCAAAUCAUAUCGUAUUGUGUGCAUCGUCACAUCCCUGGUGUUUACGUCGUCUCACACACACACACACACACACACUCACGUGACUCCUGUCAGUCACUGCUGCUGAAUCCGUUGAAAACACAGACAACUGUCAAAUGUUUUCAGUUUCUAAGAACUACAAUCAUCGUGUGUCAACGUCGUCUCUCAGUCAAACUGGAAACACAGAAGCCUCAGCCUCACUGCUGUAGUGCUCAUGAGCAAACGGAUGAAUACACACAUCCAGGAAAAUGUAAUUCUUUUCGAAGAAAUUUUUUUUUUUUUACAGAGAAAACUAACAUGUUAUUUGAGAAGCUAACGUCGUUAAACAGAGUUUCAGCUUCAGUUUCCUGAUCUACAGUAAACAAAAAAAAUGUAAUGGUCAAUAAAACCAUCAAAGUAAACCACAGAUCAUGUUUCAAAGUAUUGAGAAGUACUUCAGUACAAUGACAUUUUCCUAGGGGGCGCCAGGCGUAUAAACUAGGGAGGUCCGAUAUUAGCAUAAUGACAAUAUAUCGGUGAGAAUCGUGAUCAUUUUUUUCCUCCAAUAAUGAAUUCCAGAUAUUAUAAUGUCUGGGUUUGACCUGGAAAUGGUCAUGAAGUGAAUCCUCUGUCUUGAACCCAAACGGAUUAAUUAAUUUCGUAAAAUAUUUGGACAACAUCGGCAAAAAGUUAACAUCGGACUUCUCUAGUCUAAACGUUUUUGUCCUGAGUCCGUAGUGAAGUGGAACUGAACUGGGGGCCAUCAGCUGUAAACAUUCCAUGAACCGACCUCAUCGAACCGGCCAGCACUGCUGCAGCGCCACCUUUCUGUGAUGAAGCUGCCUUUUUGUUUUCAUAUUUCUGUGAGAAAAAUAGAGAUGAACCAUUUUUUAAUAAUGUUUUUUUUUUUUUUUUUUUACACAUGAACAGAUGAAGGGUGACCUUUAUCGUUUGUAGCCAAGACAUUUUUCAUGUCCUGUCCCUUUAAGGGAUCUGAACGUUGUGGAGUUUACCUUGUUUAUAUCUGGUUAAUGUGCACCACCUGGUCCACAGUGCCUUUUUUUUUUUUUUUUUUUAGCUCUGCCCACUGUUUGCCAACCCUCCUCCGAGCUGUUUACAUACGUUAAUGUCGGCUUUUUGUCACGCAGCGUUUUUUUUAUGAAUUUUAUUUUCAGUACGUUUGGCCUUAAAGCUGUAGAAAUGAAACUCAAAGCCCGGCCCCGUCCGGCCGCUCGCUUAGUGUAAAUAGUGUUUAAGUCAAACUCUGUUGCAUGUUGGCAUGAUGAUGAUGAUGAUGAUGAUGAUGAUGAUGAUGAUGAUGAAGGAGGUGAACGAGCCGACGGGCAGCUGUCAUUUGUAGCAGCAGGAGGUUAAAGGUUAAAGCUGCUGACCAGACUCAGGAGCCUGUGUCGUGUUGGGUGUUUUUUGUUUUUUGUUUUUUGUUUUCUAUAAAGAGAGCAAAUAAAUUAAAAUUCAGGAUUCCUUACCAUGCCGAAGAGUGCAAAGCAUGCUGGGACAUGGAUGGGACAGUGGCAUGGUUCAUGUAGCAUUUAUUUUCUACAAAGUUCUUUUGUAGUAAAGUUGGUUCAUUUACUAAAAACAAUGCAAUACAUUUUAUAAAAUAAUGUUUUAAAAAAUAUGAAAGUUGAGUCGAGAGGUGGAACCAGCUGCUGAAUGAGCGUGACUUCACACGGGUGCAGGUGGUAACCGUCGGUCCUGGCGUUUCUGUUGGAGGUUUAAAAUGAUUCAUUUGUUUAGAGAUUAGAAUAAAUCUGGUAAUAAAUAAUAUAAUAUUGUUCAUUAAGAUUACUGAAGUUUCAGUGCAUUUUUAGAAAAUAUACCAACUUUUCUGGAAGUGCACACACGCACACACACACACCUCUGUGUACUGUAAAAUCGUCACAUGACUCCACCUUCUCACUGGAUUUCGUCCAAACUCCCGUCAAAGACUGUGAAGCCUCCACGAUGCUAAGGCUGGGGAACGAAAAAACUAUUAAAAAAAAAAAA
Cynoglossus semilaevis (tongue sole) is the source of this 5548-nucleotide messenger RNA. RefSeq names its product adenosine monophosphate deaminase 2a (gene ampd2a). Lineage: Eukaryota; Metazoa; Chordata; Actinopteri; Pleuronectiformes; Cynoglossidae. Gene Ontology annotation, biological process: AMP metabolic process; IMP salvage. The transcript has 19 exons. The record is from RefSeq and is a predicted model, not a curated record. Gene Ontology annotation, cellular component: cytosol. Gene Ontology annotation, molecular function: AMP deaminase activity. Bases 357 to 2882 code for a protein of 841 amino acids.